CAAACAGUUAAGACACAGGCACAAACUCAUCAUCAAAGUGACACAUUUGGUUUGCAAAAGAUGGUUUUGACUGAAAAAACAAACUGUUGUGAUGAGCUGUGAGAAUCAGACGAGUGGAUCAACACACUAGCAGAUGUCUUCAGCAGUGAAGCCUGUGCAGGAACAGUAUGAGUGUGUGUGAUGUGCUGGAGGAAUGUGAUGUUUUAAUACUUAUCUCUGAAUUAUCUGCAUUUGUUCUGUGUUUAAACAUAAUGAUUUAAAUAUGUUUCAUUCUUCAGGGCGAGGAACCGUCGUGGUGGUUGUAUCUGAAGGAAACUACAUCAUCUUGCCGUGCUCGCUCAGCUCCCAGGAGAGCCUCGUACGAACGCGCUUUCACUGGAAGAAAGACGAUGAGCGGGAGGUGUUUGUGUACGACGCCGGCCUCCAUCAUAAUAACAGACGUUCAGGUCAAGACGAGCGCUUCAGAGGACGCGUGUCACACUUUUCAGACCAGCUGAAGUUUGGUAACGCCUCCAUCAUCAUCAGAAACACCACGGUGGCCGACAGUGGAGACUACACCUGUGAUUUUCCAUUUCAUCAACCGGACAGAGAAACAUUUAACGUCACCCUGGUUGUUGGUGCAGCUCCGAAGCCGUUUGUUGGGAUCCUGAACAUCAGCGAGGACGAGGCGCUGCUGAAGUGUGAGGUCAGAGGAGCUUCUCCAAAGCCUAAAGUAGAGUGGAGGGACAGCGAUGGGAACAUCCUUCCUGCUGAGGAGCCACAGGUGUCACGCACAGGAGAGCGCUAUGACAUCACCCUCCUCACCACGGUGACCAGGACAAACAGCAGCCUCUUCCUCUGUGUAGCCACGCAGGAGGAGCUCAGCCACCGAGCUGCUGACGAGAUCUUUGUUCCAGGUUUGAUUCCCACUCAUCAUGUUUCCAUCUGUGAUGCUGAUGUUUGUGCGUUUUAAACAAUGCUGUGAAAAAGUAUUUCUCUUCCUUCCUGAUUUCAUUGUUUUUUGCAUAUUUGUCACAUUUAGAUGUUUCAGAUCAUCAAACAAAUAUAAAUAACGAAGUAACACAAAAGGU
Messenger RNA from Haplochromis burtoni (Burton's mouthbrooder), 1070 nucleotides. RefSeq names its product butyrophilin subfamily 2 member A2-like. Lineage: Eukaryota; Metazoa; Chordata; Actinopteri; Cichliformes; Cichlidae. The record is from RefSeq and is a predicted model, not a curated record. The coding region runs from base 263 to 952 and encodes 229 amino acids. The transcript has 2 exons.